GAGGACUUUAGACGAUAACGAGAUAGACAGGGAUUAUGUCAGGCAUUCUCGGAUCACGUCCAGAUCAACAAACACACGGCUAAGAAGUAAGAGAAGAAAACAGUAAGCAGGGAAAGAAACCACAAUGGCCAAGUUUCUUACCCAAAAUCAAAUCCAGGAAUUCAGAGAAUGCUUCUCCCUGUACGACAAAAAGCGGAAAGGCAAGAUCUCUUCCGGGGACCUGAUCACGGUGUUGCGAUGCCUGGGGACCAGCCCCACUCCCGGCGAGGUGGAGAGACAUUUGCUGCACCAUAACAUAGAACGCGGUGGUGAGCUGGAUUUCUCAACCUUUCUCACCAUCAUCCACCAACAACAGCAGCAAGAGGACCCAGGGAGAGAGAUCCUGGAAGCCAUGUUAAUGGCAGACAAGGAGAAAGCAGGUUUCAUCACCGCCACCGAGCUGAGGACCAAGCUGACGCAGAUGGGAGAGAAACUGACCAACAGGGAAGUUGAUGAGCUGCUGCAGGAAGCCAACGUUGCCCCGAAUGGAAUUGUGAAAUACAGGGACUUCAUCCGUACAAUGCUUCUGCCACUACCAGAUUACUGAACUUCCGACGAACCCUACUCAUCAACCCCCGUCUCCUCGUCAUUUCUCCGCUCGUCCGUCUGCUGUCUGACUGGGGAUUGGUUCCCUCUCCAAGAUGAGAACUUCCUAAAUUGACCUUUGAAUCCACUUUGUUCCCCAAAAACUGUGCCCAGCUCUCUGGCGACUAUCCAGAUCUCUGUCCUCCUUUGCCCUGGGGGGAGAUGAUGGGAAUGUUGUGAGGGGGAGGGGGGGUGGUGCAAUAAAAUGGUGUUUGUCUAGGAUGAGUCGAAAUGGAUAUUUGAUGAUUUUAGUGCAGGCAGUGAGUGGAACAGACUGUUUCCAUUCUUAUGACUCAAUGAUUAACAUCACCACUGCACUCCAUGUUCUGAACACAAUGCAUUAUCAGCAUCACUUUGUCCUAUGGCCAGCUAACGGUAAAUAUAUUAAUAAUAAAACAUAAACUGAAA
Molecule: messenger RNA, 1032 nt
Organism: Mobula hypostoma (lesser devil ray)
Lineage: Eukaryota; Metazoa; Chordata; Chondrichthyes; Myliobatiformes; Myliobatidae
Product: calmodulin-like protein 4
Exons: 5
Coding region: 125-586 (153 amino acids)
Cellular component (GO): myosin II complex
Molecular function (GO): calcium ion binding
Source: RefSeq, a predicted model, not a curated record